This is a messenger RNA of Cucumis sativus (cucumber), 3152 nucleotides long. Its product is annotated as pentatricopeptide repeat-containing protein At3g05340. The transcript has 8 exons. The record is from RefSeq and is a predicted model, not a curated record. Lineage: Eukaryota; Viridiplantae; Streptophyta; Magnoliopsida; Cucurbitales; Cucurbitaceae. Gene Ontology annotation, molecular function: protein binding; RNA binding. Gene Ontology annotation, biological process: RNA modification. The coding region runs from base 109 to 2817 and encodes 902 amino acids.
AAGUUGGAAUGGCAUUCAUUUUUGAAUAAAUGAACUUGAGAGGGAGAGAUUAAGAAUGUGAGAGAGAGACCAAAAACUGGUCACCGUCUCCGAUUCCCAAUUUCAUGGAUGAAACUCAAAUGGGUAUUUCAAAAACGGAGCUCACACCUUCCCUCUUGGGUCACUUCUCUAAUCUCCCCUUUCAGAAACCAAUUCCAUCAAAACCCAUUUCCAGAAACCUCCUCAACAUUCGUCCUCAACCAUCUAGACCCAAGCUUCCUUCUAUCCAUUUGUGGAAGAGAAGGGAACCUCCAUUUGGGUUCUUCUCUCCAUGCAUCCAUCAUCAAGAGCUUCGAGCUCUCCAACCAUUAUAACGGGGUCGUUAUAAUGAACUCUCUAAUCUCCAUGUACGAUAGGUGUGGUAAGUUACCCGAUGCCGUCAAGGUGUUUGAUGAAAUGAUCACAAGAGAUACUAUUUCGUGGAACGCAUUGAUUGGUGGGUUUGUGAGAAAUGGGAAGUUUUUUGCUGGUUUUAGUUAUUUCAAGGCUAUGUGUUUAGUUGGUGAUUGUAGAUUUGACAAAGCUACUUUGACUACGAUUUUAUCUGCUUGUGAUGGCUUGGAGUUUUGUUGGAUUAUUAAAAUGAUGCAUGGUUUGGCGUUUUUGAGUGGGUAUGGACAAGAAAUUACUGUGGGGAAUGCUCUGAUUAGUUCGUAUUUUAAAUGUGGUUGUGUUGGUUUGGGGAUGCAAGUUUUUUAUGAGAUGGGGGAGAGAAAUGUGAUUACUUGGACGGCUGUGAUCUCCGGUUUAGCUCAAAAUGGGUAUCAUGAGCACAGCCUGAAGCUGUUUAAGGAGAUGAUGAGUUAUGGUUCUGUAGAGCCAAAUUCUUUAACUUAUUUGAGCUUACUCACUGCUUGUUCUGGUUUGGAGGCAUUAAAGGAAGGAUGUCAAAUUCAUGGCCUUAUUAUGAAGUUGGGAAUUCAGUCAGAUUUGUGCAUUGGAAGUGCUCUAAUGGAUAUGUACUCAAAAUCUGGAAGAAUUGGAGAGGCUUGGAAGAUUUUCGAGUUGGCUGAGGAACUUGAUAUGGUUUCAUUGACUGUUAUACUUGCAGGGUUCACACAUAAUGGAUGUGAGGAAGAAGCCAUCCAGAUCUUUCUGAAAAUGUUGAAGAUGGGGAUUGAGAUCGAUGGAAAUGUCGUUUCAGUUGUCCUUGGUGUGUUUGGUGCUGAUACAUCUUUGAGGCUGGGUCAACAAGUUCACUCAUUCGUUGUCAAGAAGAACUUUAUUUGCAACCCUUUUGUGAGCAAUGGGCUUAUAAACAUGUACUCCAAGUGUGGAGCACUCGAUGAAUCAAUGAAGGUCUUCGAUAGGAUGCGUGAAAGGAACUCGGUUACAUGGAACUCCAUGAUUGCAGCGUUUGCCCGCCAUGGAGAUGCCUUGAAAGCUCUACAACUUUAUGAGGAUAUGCAACUUGAAGGUGCAAAGCCAACUGACGUCACAUUUCUAUCAUUACUUCAUGCUUGUAGCCAUGCCGGGUUAGUUAAAAAAGGAAUGGAAUUCCUCAAAUCAAUGACAAAAGAUCACGGGAUGAAUCCAAGGAGCGAACACCAUGCUUGUGUUGUUGACAUGUUAGGUAGGGCAGGAAUGCUGUCUGAAGCUAGAAACUUCAUUGAGAAACUGCCUGAGCAGCCAGGUUUACUCGUGUGGCAGGCAUUGCUCGGCGCCUGCAGCCUAUAUGGUGAUUCUAAAAUUGGCAAAUAUGCGGCCGAACAUCUAUUUUCGGAAACACCGGAUAGUCCUGUCCCAUAUGUUUUGUUAGCCAACAUAUAUUCUUCUGAAGGGAAUUGGAAGGAAAGAGCAAGGACAAUUAGGAAGAUGAAGGAGGUGGGAACGGCCAAAGAAACUGGUAUCAGCUGGAUUGAGAUUGACAAGAAAGUACACAGUUUUACUGUUGGAGACAAAAUGCAUCCACAAACUGAGAUGAUUUAUGGAGUUUUGUGGGAGCUGUUUAUACUCAUGGUAGAUGAAGGAUAUGUGCCAGAUAAGAAGUUCAUCCUCUACUACUUGGAUGAUGACAGGAGGGAUCCAAUCCAUAACGGUCACAAUGACACUUCCAAUUUUCCCUCCAUUUCAAAAUCUUCCAUUCUCUUCCCUUCCUCCUCAACCUCCCGAUUCACACCGAUUUGUAGGCAAAGAACUGAAGGAGAAGACACGCUUCUCUCCGGUCCUAUGGCUGCGUACAGAUUGCUCGGUCUCGACCCAACUUGCUCCGAAUCCGAGCUCAAAGCUGCUUUUCGAGCCAAAGUGAAGCAAUUUCAUCCGGACGUGAAUAGAAAUGGCAAUGAUUCGGAUUCUAUGAUUCGUCGUGUAAUUCAAGCCUAUGAGAUGUUAUCCAGUUACAGCCGAACAGAGUUCAUUGAGAGGGAGUGUUUAGAUCCUUUUGAAAACCCAGAAUGUGAAGCAUUUGAUGUCUUUGUGAAUGAGUUUCUUUGUGUUGGAAAAGGCUGCCCAUAUUCUUGUGUAGAUAGAGCUCCCCAUGUCUUCACUUUUGCCUCUUCCACUGGGACAGCCCGUGCCAUGUCUCAAGGACAUAGUGAGGAUUAUCAGCUUCAGAUGGCAGUUGGCCAAUGCCCCAGAAGCUGUAUACAUUAUGUAACACCUUUGCAAAGGAUCAUUCUGGAAGAGCUGCUUGACAGUGCCUUGGAUGUGCCUUAUGAUAAUUCUGCAGAGGCCGAUUUACUAUAUUCUCUUAUAGUGAAAUCAAAAUUCGAGAAUAAUCGAUACAAAAAGCCAAAGAGGGAGCCAAAGAAUUCAACAGAACAAGUGGAUUGGUAUUGAAAUCAGAUUUAGUCUCGUGUUGGGAAGAAUUAAGAAGAAGCCAACGCAGUUGACGAAAUACAUCAACAGCAUGGUUUGCCUCUGCAAGCGUAGAAGUCAGAUAUAUCCUCAAUAUUUGUGUUGUAUACUAUCUUGAGCAUCGAAGUUAAUGCGAGAAUGCUACAUUAUAGGUGAAAAAGGUGAUUUCUAUACGUUCAACUAUUAAAGUACAGCCUCUAAAUUUUUAAUUAUUCUAGGGUAAAAUCAAUUUAUAUUCCUUAACCUAAUAAUUGUAUUUAUAAGUGAAUCAGUUUAGACCGCUCCUUAAAUGAAAAUUUUCUUUUUAAAAUCCUUAA